AUGUCAAAUAGUGAUACACGAACUUGUGCAUUUGAUUCUAAUGAAUGUAAUGGAAAAAUUUAUAAAGUAGGAGACAAAGUAUCAAUUCCAGAAACUAAUAUUGAACUAAUUUCAUAUGGAAUGUUUCUUUGUACAUUUCAUUAUAAUAAAUUUAUUCUUAAUGAGAACCAUAGAUUGGAUAAAUUGUUGCAAGUUUGUUCUCAUCCAAAGCAUGAGGAAUAUAAAAGUCAAUCAAAAAAUUCAAAUAAAAAACCAAAAAAAUUUAGUCUUGAAAAGGUUCCAAAAAGACUAAUUUCAAUUUUACAAUUAGAUGAAAAUGCUAAAAUUUGCAGUUUAUGUAGAAAGAAAACAGAUAGUGAUCCUGAUUAUACUACAUUAGAAAAAUAUAAUAUACCAGUUUCUAAAAAUAAGAAUGAUAAUAAUAUAUUAAAAAUAGGAAAUCAUACUUAUCCAUUAAGAAACAAUAUUUUCUUAAGUGAAAAAAUUAAAAUAAUGUCAAAUAUUCUUUAUAAAAAUCAGCACCAGCUAAAGCAAAAGCCAAUAUAUGAUUAUACAGUUUUUAAAAUGAUGUUAGAAACAACAGAUGAACAGUUAAUUAGAUUUCUUAAUGAAUUAUAUGAAGGAACUAAUCCUGCUAAUAAAUCAGAAAAAACUAAUAAUAGUAAUAAGAAAAAAUUGGUUUCUCUAUGUUACUUUUUAGCUAGUAUUAAUAAUAAAUAUAUUAAUGGAAUUAAAGUUGAUAUUGGUUCAUAUUUACAAACUUCUGGAGCAUCGGCUGCUUCUAUUGAUACACUUGCAAACAUAGGAUUAUCAGUAUUAAGAAAAACUGUAGAUAGGCAAAAAAAAGUUAUUUCAGAUGAACAUGAACAAUCUGUUGAUAAUUAUUGCUUACAAAAUAUAGAAAAAAUGUUUGUUUUAAAUAUUGAUGAUUAUCAUAACAUUCAUCGUCGUACUACACUAUCAUUAUUAGAAACACAUAAUAUCUUUCAUUUUGUUACAAUUUUAUUAAAUUCUAAUCCCAAUAUUUCAAAAAUACCAUAUUAUUCAAAUAAUAUUUCAUUACAUAAUCCUAAAGGAAUUGACUUUAAAUUAAUUAUUGAAAAAUUUGAAAAUCAUUUUAUGAAUCAAAUAGGUAAAAGUUAUUAUGAACAAAAUGAAUUAUGGAAACAAUUUUUGAUUGAAGAUUCUUAUGAAAAUAGAAUUAAAAACCUUAAUGUACAUAAUUAUGAUGGUCGUAUUCAAAAACAUCAAGAAUUAAGAUCAUUAAAUAAUAGCAAAUUAGUAGAUUUUAUUUUGCACCCAUUACAUAGUAUUAAAGAUUAUAUUGAAUGUUCAAAUGUUUUAUUUAAAGUAUUUGAAAGAAGAGCUAUAACAUUAAGAAUUAAUAAAGGACUUGCAUCUGGAAUUUCAGAACAAAUAUUAAGUUUAAUUCCUAUGAUAGGACCACUUCAUAUUUCUUUAAAUAAUAAAAAAGUAUUAUCUCAGAAACCAAAACAAACUGUAAUUAAUCUUAUCUUAGAUUUAACAUUUAAUGAUAAUUCUAUACCACUUACUUUAGAUAUAUAUGCAGUACUUUUUAGAAGUGGAUAUUUUGAAGGAUAUUUAAAAGGUGUUGUAAGAAUUUGGGUAUUAUUUCAAAGAUUAAGGAGGCGCAAUUACAAUAAAGCACCACUUGUAUUUUUGAGUGAUGUGUUUUAUUGGGAACUUAAUAAUCAUCCAAUGUCUGAUACUUUAAAAAAUAAUUUACCAAUUUUUAAUGAUUAUUUUGUUGAAAACUUCCAUAGUUCUAUUAGAAAUCAGACUGUUGAAUCAAAUAAUGCAUUGCAAAUUAUUCAAAAAGCAAAAAUUAUUGAUGCUGAAAGAUAUAAUAAUUCUUUUAAAGAAUCUUUUAUUAAUUCAAGAAAUCUAACUAUUUCUCAAGAUAAAUUAAAUUAUUUAGAAAAAAAAGUUUCUUUAUUUUUAUUUUCUCUCUUUGAUAAAAUUUAUCAUAAUAUUGGAAAUACAAUUCAAAUUGAUAAUAUUAAAUAUCCAAGUUUUAUACUUCCAAAAAAAUGUUUAUUAUUUAAUAAUAUAGAUUCAUCUGAUAGUAUUGUUUUAAUUUGUGGGCAUGGUUUCCAUAAAGAAUGUUUAGCUUUAUAUAAUGGGAAAUGUAGUCAUUGUUUUAACUAUUUAUCAUUUGGAAUUCAAAAAAAUAUUAACACCUUAACAGCAAGAUUAACUACUGCACUAAAAGAUAAUGAAAUACCUUUAGUUGAAGAGGAAAUGAAUGAUAGUUUAGAUGAAAACAAUGAUGAAGAUAUGCAAAAUAUUUUAGAAAGAUUAGAACAAAAUAUAGAUAAUCAAUUUGAAAUUUUAUAUCAAAAAUGGUCAGAUUAUGAUAGUUUAUAA
Molecule: messenger RNA, 2388 nt
Organism: Rhizophagus irregularis DAOM 181602=DAOM 197198
Lineage: Eukaryota; Fungi; Glomeromycota; Glomeromycetes; Glomerales; Glomeraceae
Source: RefSeq, a predicted model, not a curated record